Molecule: messenger RNA, 3118 nt
Organism: Conger conger (European conger)
Lineage: Eukaryota; Metazoa; Chordata; Actinopteri; Anguilliformes; Congridae
Gene: mych
Product: myelocytomatosis oncogene homolog
Exons: 2
Coding region: 1023-2078 (351 amino acids)
Biological process (GO): positive regulation of cell population proliferation; regulation of transcription by RNA polymerase II
Molecular function (GO): RNA polymerase II cis-regulatory region sequence-specific DNA binding; protein dimerization activity; DNA-binding transcription factor activity, RNA polymerase II-specific
Source: RefSeq, a predicted model, not a curated record
CUAUUUCGGUCAAUAUAUAUAUAUAUAUUAAUGACUACCACACGAUUUAGCAAACAUACUGGAGUCGUGGACCCGUAGUUGGAGCACGGUGGUUUUGUAUGGAAUGUGCAUUGGUUGCUAGGUAGUGGCUUGUCUAACAUAUGCUGCACGAAUAUGUGCACUGAACUGACUGGAAAGCGAACACGUGUAACUGCUCUCUUCGCUUCGGCGAUAUCGUAUACAUAUGUAUAUACGUAAGUUGUAUAUUUUAAAUGCAUUUAGUUGGCGAAAUUAAUUUAGUAUGAACUAACCAAUGGGACAUUUUCGUUGGGCUAAAUUGUUUAAAUCUCGUAAAUUACUAGAUACUUAGCUAACGUUAACUAACUUGGCUACGAUCGUGGUGGGGAGAGGGACCCGGUCAGUCUUCUUGCCAUUAUUUAGAAAAUGUUUAAAUAAACAUACUUUUAGCGGAUUGGUUGCCUUGCAUAUGUAACGCUAGUUGGCGAAGACUUUUUUAUUUUUUUAUUUAGUAGGCUGUGCAGUCGUAUGAGGUAACGUUAAGCCACGUAGAUGGCGUUCAAUAGCGUGGGGUUACCGGCAAGGCUAGCUGACCCAGUGUCCUAUUUAGUGCGAUCACCAAGGGAGAACACCGUUAUUUGUUACAAUCACGCCUUUUCCUUGGCAAACUCCAACUAACACUAAAAUGUUAACUUUAAAGGAGCACCGAACCAAAUUUAGCCAGCAUGGUUAGAACUUUCCAGCUGUUCGCAUGACGUCAUAUUUAGGGGAAAGAAGGUGCUUGUGCCGGCCCCCAGGGGCGUGGCCCGGAGUGUAAACAUGCAUAAAAGGUUUUGUCUAGUGGAGGGGCACUGGGGUCUUUACUGGUUACCCAGCAGCAACUCUUCUGAUACCGGCAUUGGAUCUACGAUCAGAUAUUACCGUGGCUGCGGAAAGCGCAGUGUAUCGCGUUUUUGUAUUCAGAGUUUAGAAGAUCAACUACUAUUUGCGCUUUCUUUUUUUCCCAUCCAGAUUUCUUCGCGAAAAUGCUUCAGAGUUUUUCUCCGUCCCAUUGCUGGGGCUACGAUGCAGAUGUAGAGCCGUUGUUGUUUGACGAUGAGAUCUGCCAGAUCCUGAUGAAGGAUCUGCAUACCCUACCGACGCCGCCGCAGUCUCCUCCUAUGAAGACUGGACUGGAUAAGCCCCUGUCAAAGGUUGACCAGCUGGAGUUCGUUUCGGAGCUGCUGCUAGAGGAAGACUUUCUGCAACUCAACUGGAACUGCGACCUGCUUCGCAAAGACGGCUACUCGGAAACGGACAGUCUCAAGGACCAGCGGCCGGAAGUUUCCGACGACUGUUUGUGGAACUGUUUGAGUGACAAAUUCACGGAAAAGCUCUCCGGCCCCUUGCUCUCGGACAUUGACACCAGCAUUUUUCAGGAGAUUGCCGGCUCCACGCUCGACUGCCACAGCGCGGCGCUGUUGUGCCAAAAUGAGGACUUGUCCAAGCAAACGGAAUCUUCGGAUAGUAGCUCGCUCUCUGCGACCAGCGACUGUACGGCUAGCGAAUCUUCGGCCAGCGACUCCGAGGAGGAGAUCGACGUGGUGACAGUGAAGAGGCGGGGCCACCCCGCCCACCAGGGGGAGGUCUCGCGACGGUCCCGCCCCUCGGCCACCAAGCGCUGCUUCCUGGAGAUCCAGCAGGACAUCCAGCUGCAGCACAACUACGCGGCACCGCCGCCCCCAUCCCCCCGCCGCGCCGAGGCCCCCAAACGCGCCCGCGCCGACCACCGCUCCCGCCACCACCCCGCCGCCUUGGCCGUCGCCCCCGGCGACCCGGAGGACGAGGAGGAGCGGCGGCGGACGCACAACGUGAUGGAGAGGCAGCGGCGCAACGAGCUGAAGAACUGCUUCCUGCGCCUGCGCGACCACGUGCCCGAGCUCUCCCACAACGACAAGGCCUCCAAGGUGCAGAUCCUCAAGAAGGCCCGCGACGGCAUCCGCGGCCUGGAGGCCGAGACCCUCCGGCUGGGGGCCAGGCGUGACCGGCUCAAGCGGAGGCAGGACCAGCUCAAGGCGCGGCUCGAGCAGCUCCGGAGGUAGUGAGGGGCUCUCUCCACCCGAAACGGGGGCGGAAAGUGCCGGAACUCAUGCCCUCCUCCUCCUCCUCCUCCUCCUCCUCCUCCUCUUUCCCCUGUCCGUAUCGAGACAGGAGGAGUCAAAAGGACUCGUGCCCGAAAAAGAGAGACUUCACACUCAACUACUUCUAGCCACCCGUUAGGUUAGGUGGGAGUUUGUACCUUGUUUCCCACCCCAUAGUUCCUCACAUUGGCAUCCAGCCUGCACAGUGUAUAGUGCUGUUAAGUCUGCACAGAAAGGCCAAAGACCCUUCCAGAGAAACCAGUCUUAAUCUUUGUGUAAAUACAAGUUUGUUAUCAAUUGCUUUAGGAAAAAACAAAAAUUGUUCAAAUUAAUUUUCUUUUCUCUGCUUGAAAAGCGAAGGCCUGGCAUGGUCUUUACACAUUCCUGUGUACACGGUUUAGUUUUUCAAUAUGCUAUUUGUGUUUUUGUUUUAAUUUUAUUUUUUUGGUUCUGCAGCACAUGCAUGUUUGCUAGGACUUUAUUUUUUGGGCUGGACCCAAAGUUUGUAUUCUAAUUGAGGGUCUUGAUAAUGUCCACCAAUCAUCGCACAGUUAACCUGAUACCCGCAGUCCUGCUUGUUCAAAAAAGCGACGUUCUCGGAGGGUUUUGUUUUCUGUAUUAAUUCGUAUGCUAAUGUAUACAUGGUUGGUUAUGAGUUGAGUUUAGCUGCACAUUAUAACAGAAGAAAAAUAUGAACAGGAUUCAGUUGCCUCCGCUUGACCUGUGUUCUUUGUUUUCUACUCUUAAAUUGUGUAUAUUAUGAAGCCAAUGUAAACAUGUUCUAAAAAUUGUGGUCUUGGGUACCCUGUCAAGAAAGUCUGAUUUAGUUUGUUUAAUUAAUGCAUGUGUUGUCUACCUCAACUAGUUUUUUUAUUUUAUUUUAUUUUUAUUUUUGGUCCAGGCCUUCAAUUUGUACAGAGCAUUUUAAAAAUGUUAAUGUAAUAUAAAUUAUUUUAGUAUUUCUAGUUCAUUUUUAAAUAAAGUUCUGUUCUUUAUCAGCA